Molecule: messenger RNA, 706 nt
Organism: Lagopus leucura (white-tailed ptarmigan)
Lineage: Eukaryota; Metazoa; Chordata; Aves; Galliformes; Phasianidae
Exons: 2
Coding region: 20-706 (228 amino acids)
Source: RefSeq, a predicted model, not a curated record
CGACCCCAUAACGGCCAUCAUGGAUUCCCUUCGCUAUGGGGCGGCCGUGGGGCUGCGCUAUGGGGCGGUUAUGGGGCGGAUCUGUGGGGCGGCCGUUUGGGGUUUGAGUUAUGGGGCGGCGGUGAUUUUGGGCAGCCCCGUUUUUCCCCGUGCCCACGUCCUGUUGGUGGCCCUACUUGUGGGGUUGAGGUGUGGGGCAGCCCCACGGAACGUCCGGGCCUCACCCCAUAACCUGCUGGAGGCCCGGCUCCUCCCAUCGGUGGGCCGCUGGACGCUCCUAUUGGUCGGUUCGCUGCUGGUCGCCUCGCUGCCGUUGGUCCGCCCGCCCUCCGCCCGCUGGGGGGCGCUGUUCCGCGCCGCCGCUCGCUGCGCCGUCACUUCCGCCAUCAUGGCGGCCGCCGCCCCUCCGCUCUUCGCCUCCAUCCGGUCCGCCGUCGGCUUGAACCCUUCGCCCCACGCUUUCGCCCUCGUGCUGUGCGGGUUGGCGAUGGGGGAGGAGCUGGGACCGCUCGGAACGCUUCUCCAUCCUCCGGACGGCGGAAGUGUCGUCGGGAGCUCCGAUGCUACGCUUCCGGUUGGCUCGGAGUCCAAGAUGGCGGCGCCCAGCUUGGGGUGGAGGCUGCUGAGAGGGGUGUGGGCCGCCAUCAAGAUGGCGGCCGGGGGGGGUCGGGCGAUCGAUCUGGGGGGGGGGGGCGGUGCUGAUUAA